CCAAGCAGGGAGAAGUAAGCGGCGAAUACGACGUCGUGAGGAGCGUAGGCUUUUCCCGAAGCAAGAUCGGGAAGGGGCAUUUGAAGGAGAAGUAUUGUUCCGAUAAAUCUGUUGCAGCGAACAAACAAAAAGGAAAGGAUGAUCAGCAUUCUCACCCAGGAACGGCUUCUGGGAGCUUCACUGGGAGUGGUAUUGACGGGGGUGGUUGUGUUUGAGCAACGCAGAUACAUCUACGCCUCUAUUUCCCAAAACCAAUCUCAGGUCGGAGAACCUAUAUUUGGAAAAAAAUCACGUUCUGAAUUUGCUCAUAAGUGGAACAAAACAGUGGAUCAGACAUUUGGACCUUUGAUAAAGUCCCUCAGCUCACGCGGAUGGUAGAAAUGUUAUGAGAAAAUUUAUUUUAAUAUCAUCUCUUGUAAUUGUGAUAUCAAAACAUACCAUACAAGGCCUUAUUUUUACCUUGACAUUUUAGAUUUUUAAAUGGUUGUGCGCAUGGACACAGCUAGCGAUGUUUGAACACCAAUGUAAUGUAUUCUGCAAUACUUGGCUGUUGCUUUAAUAUUUGAAUCAAGAUACCUGAUUUAGGAGACAGACAACGUUUUGGUGGCUGGAAAUUCGAAAUAGACAACCUAAGAAAUAGUUUGUUUGUUCGUUGACGCCAAAUAAAACAUUCAUUCAUUCUCGUUCACUAAACUAAUGCAAUCUCUAAAGUCACACCCUGCUCUUUUAUUUUCACUUUUCAAUCAAUUCUCUUCUCAGUCUCUGACAUCCUUCCUCUCUUUCUCAACUAAAUGCCGUUGCCUACACUUCAACGAAACCACUUCAAUGAUUGAUUACCUAAAUUCCAACUUCCAGUUCUCCAAAACCCAAUCCCUUUAUAUCUCCAAACGUGUUUCACGGGGCAAAUUCCCUCAAAACCCCUUAUCAGUGCUCACUUUCUUCAAACAAAUAGGCUUUUCGCAAAGCCAGAUUCUCUCUGUGAUUCGUCAAAGACCUCAGAUACUGUUUACAGACGUUGACAAAAUCUUAAGAUCCAAAAUUGAGUUCUUUCAGAUGUCUGGAUUCCAGGGUCGCGAGUUAUGCAGCUUCAUUUCAAAGAAUCCCUCCAUUUUGACUCAUAGCUUGAAGAAAACAUUGGUCCCCUCAGUUGAAGCUAUUAGGAAAAUUGUGUGCGACCAGAAAGAUUUUAUUCUUGUGUUGCACAGAUGUGGCUGGAUACUCCCAAAGUACAAAAGGUUUAUGGAUAAUGCCGUCUUCUUGGAGAGGUGUGGCAUUCUUGGGACUCAUCUUGCAUUGCUACUCAAACUUCACCCAAGGCUUUUCAUUGCACAGCAGUCCACUAUUCAAAACCGUGUUUCUCGAGCUGUAGACUUGGGUUUCCGUGAAAAUUCAAGAAUGCUUGUCCAUGCAAUUCAUACAUUAAGUUGUUUGAGCGAUAAAACAUUUGAGAGAAAGCUGAAACUAAUUAAUAGUUUUGGGUUUUCCAACGAUGAGGGCCUACAAAUGUUCAAGAGAACCCCGACUUUGUUCAGAACAUCAGAGAUGAAGUUGAAAGUUGGAAUGAAAUUCCUCUUGCACACAGUUAUGCUGCCCAAGUCAGUCCUUAUUCACCAGCCUCAGAUUUUAAUGUACAGCAUGGAGGAUCGCGUGCUUCCUCGAUAUAAAGUCUUCCAGCUGUUGAAAUCAAAAAAUCUCUGCAAGAAAGUCCCCAGUUAUAUUCAUGUGUUGUGCUUGUCUGAGGAGAUGUUUUUGGACAAGUAUAUAUCACAGUUCAGGGAAAAUGCAGAGGAGUUAUUAGUAGCAUACAAGGGUCAUUAUCUGGAGGCAUAACCAUACCUUCAAUUCUGUUUUUUCACUCUUCUACAGGAAGCCUGGGCAAUUUGGGACCAACAACAGUCGGAGAACCUAUAUUUGGAAAAAAAUCACGUUCUGAAUUUGCUCAUAAGUGGAACAAAACAGUGGAUCAGACAUUUGGACCUUUGAUAAAGUCCCUCAGCUCACGCGGAUGGUACAAAUGUUAUGAGAAAAUUUAUUUUAAUAUUAUCUCUUGUAAUUGUGAUAUCAAAACAUACCAUACAAGGCCUUAUUUUUACCUUGACAUUUUAGAUUUUUAAAUGGUUGUGCACAUGGACACAGCUAGUGAUGUUUGAACACCAAUGUAAUGUAUUCUGCAAUACUUGGCUGUUGCUUUAAUAUUUGAAUCAAGAUACCUGAUUUUUCUCC
Molecule: messenger RNA, 2223 nt
Organism: Vigna angularis (adzuki bean)
Lineage: Eukaryota; Viridiplantae; Streptophyta; Magnoliopsida; Fabales; Fabaceae
Product: transcription termination factor MTERF5, chloroplastic
Exons: 4
Coding region: 139-378 (79 amino acids)
Biological process (GO): chloroplast organization; regulation of DNA-templated transcription
Cellular component (GO): chloroplast
Molecular function (GO): double-stranded DNA binding
Source: RefSeq, a predicted model, not a curated record